CUAAAAAAACACAAUAUCUGUGUCAAUACUUUUUAAUUUGCAAUAUUAUUGGUAAAUUAAAAAAAACAAUAUUUGUGUCAUUAAUCUCAAUCACCGCCGGCGUGGAAACGACCGAGCGUAGAUCGUCGGCCGGUUUCUCGACCCAGAUCUAGCUUUAGCUUCUCCUCAGAAACAAAGUCGUUACUUUUACUCACGCUCCCAAAACCCAAUCACUAAACCGCCGUCGUCGCGUUCUCCGAUCCCUUCCCCCGCCGCUUCAAAACAAAAAAUAAACUUCCGCCGUCGUUUCCCAUGUGCAUCAACCAGCCGGUAAGUGAAAUCCAGCGAAGCAGAAAGACAGAAAAAGCCAGCCGCAUACAAUUCCCCGCCCCCGUCACACUCACCGCCACCGCCACCUGGACCCCAGACACAGGACAGCACAGCAAACCAACCACCAGCAUGUGAUUCGCAUCGCAGAGCUGUCUGCUUUUCUUUUUCUUCAUCAAAACCCACCUCGCCCUCUCCUCCUCCUCCAUAACUCCAUUUCUUCACCUCUUUUCAACAUACAUUCAAUUCAAUUCCAUUCCCUUUCAUUUCAUUUUUUCAACACCUCUAAAAAAAAUGAGUUCCUUCGUCCUAGGCUUCCAGAAGAGCCGAUCAGCCGCCCUCCCGGUCUCCCAACCCGGCGGAGGCGGCGAGCAGGGCGUCCUCGGGAGGACACUCUCCAACUCGCUGUCGGCGGUGAGGAAUCGCGCUGGAGACGCCAUCCGGAGCUGGGGGGAGUGGGGCGGCAUCCUGCCCAAGAAGACCGCUCAGGAUCUGGAGACGAACUAUUACGAGGAGGCAUAGUAGCAGUAACUUUGAUUGGUUAGUUGCGUGGAGCACAAGGAAAAAAAGAAAAGGAAACACCUUUCAAUUGAUCCAUUUAUCAAAAUGGAAAAUUUUCAUUUUGGUAUGAAUUCAGUUUUUUCUUUGUACCUAUUAUUUCCUACUGAAACAUCUAGUAAGUACUCCCUGUGAAUGUUUUUUAAUCUUUGGGUGCCCUAUUUGCAAGUAAAUAUUACAUCUGCAA
Messenger RNA from Linum trigynum, 1051 nucleotides. The record is from the annotation of a GenBank genome assembly. Lineage: Eukaryota; Viridiplantae; Streptophyta; Magnoliopsida; Malpighiales; Linaceae.